AUGGCCCCUCCAACAAUGGAGAUUCACGAUGAUAUUGCCUUCUCUAUUUUGUCCAAGCUGCCUUUGAAAUCUCUUAAGCGAUUCACCUGCGCACACAAAACAUGGGCUCAUUUACUUGAAAAUCCUCAUUUCAUGGCCAUGUUCCGCGCCAAUUUCUUGUCUAAACAUCACUCUUAUUAUGACGAUACAUCUCUUGUCUUACUUGAUUAUAGAAGAGAGCCACAUUUACUUCUAGGUGACAAGUUUGAGAAUAAAGUUAAAUUAGAUUGGCCUUAUCUAUUUUCCACGGUGAUUGUGGGUUGUGGUAUGCAUGGCAUUUUUUGUCUUGAUCUAGGAGGGCAGUGUGAAUUGUGGAACCCAGCUACUAAGGAAUUAAGAAUUAUUCCUCCCAGCCCUCUUGUUGAGUCUCAACGUGAUCAGAUUACCUCUAGCCCUUUUGUUGAGUCUCAACGUGAUCAGAUUACCUCUGCUACUGCUUUUGGAUUUGGUUAUGACAACCUUAAUGAUGACUUUAAGGUGAUUCGGUUACUACGAUUUUUUCCAUAUCUUACUUUUUCCGAGCAAGAUAAUAAGCCAAUGAUCCAAGAACCCUUGCCGUGUUUGGAGAUAUAUAGCCUAAGAAGCAACUCUUGGAGAAAACUUGAUAUUGAUAGGUUUUUGGAUCCCCUACCUGAUACAGGCGGUGUCAGUUACUUGAAUGGAAUGUGUCAUUGGUUGGCUACUGGAUAUGAAAAUCACCAUAAAACACAAUAUUUGGUAUCAUUUAACAUGAGCAGUGAGAUUCUCUUUACAACGCCCUUACCCUUAGAUAUGGGUCGAGUCACCAAAUUCUUGGUAGUGUUAAAUGGGUCCAUUGCAGUGAUAUUGAGAUAUGGAAAAACUUAUCACAUAUCAAUUUUGUGUGAACUUGGUGUGAAGGAAUCGUGGACUAAACUUUUCACUUUUGAAUGCUUGCUUGGCGUUCGGCCUAUUGGAGUGGGGAAAGAAUGGUUAUAUAUUCUUCCGAAAGCAAAAUGGUGA
Lotus japonicus is the source of this 1020-nucleotide messenger RNA. RefSeq names its product F-box/kelch-repeat protein At2g43270-like. Gene Ontology annotation, molecular function: protein binding. NCBI's taxonomy places the organism in Eukaryota, Viridiplantae, Streptophyta, Magnoliopsida, Fabales, Fabaceae. The coding region runs from base 1 to 1020 and encodes 339 amino acids. The record is from RefSeq and is a predicted model, not a curated record. The transcript has a single exon.